UCCGGUUGUCAUGACUUUUUUGGGGUAAAACUUUCUAUUCAUAAAUAUAACAGAUUAUCGGGAUGACAUGACAGAGAAGAAAUCAUUUUUCAGACAUUUUCAAGAAGGGGCACACAAGAUGUCUAACUUAGCCUGUACAUCUGUACGAACUGAUGACGUUGAUGUUCCUUGGUAUGCCUCUAUUGUUCAUAAUUGUAUACAGGAUGAUAAACUAAGCAAGCUGAAAGUCACAUUACGAAAAUUUUCUAAACAACAAAGGACAACCAUUGUUAAUCAUAAAAUAAAUGGAAGUGCUGCUUUGUUCAUUUCUAGUCUAAAAGGUCGGGUUCACAUAGUUAAUUAUUUACUAGAUGAUUGUGGAGCAGAUAAGGAAUUAAAAGGAAUUUAUGAGGUAGAAUUAGAUCAUUCUCGACAUGAAGUUUCACCUUUAUGGUGUUCAGCAGUAGCUAAUAAAUUGGAAGUUGUAAAAGCUUUAGUUGAACAUGGUGCUGAUAUUAACAGUCCAUCAGAUACACAAUCAACUCCUGUCAGGUCAGCUUGUUUCAUGACAAAUAUCUCUAUUGUGAAAAUCCUUGUUGAGCAUGGGGCUAACAUACAUAAACCAAACAUAAAUGGAGGCACUUGUCUGAUAAACUCUGUACAAAGUGAGGAACUGUGUGUCUUCCUUUUAUCUAAGGGAGUGGAUGUGAAUGCCAAGGACAAUUCUGGUAAUCUUGCUCUACACUAUGCCAUUAGAGAAGGAAGACUAGACACAGUUAAGGUGCUUCUGAAGUAUGGUUCUGACCAUACUGCUAAAAACGAUUUUGGUGAUGAUGCUCUCCAAACUGCUGCUUUGAGAGGUUACAAAUCGAUUGUGAAAUAUAUACUGGAAACAACAGAUCAAACAAGGGAAACAUCUGCCCAUGCCUAUGAACUGUUAGGGGCUAAUCUGGUGGAUGAGGUUCAUGAUAUUGUAGGUGGCUUAGCUAUGUGGCAAGAAGCAAUGAACAUUCGUUAUCAAGAUGAGAAUAACCCACUCAUCAAGAAAUUGCCACUUGAUACAAACUAUGCCUAUCUGCAUGCUCGAGAACCUAAUAAUCUCAAAGAACUUCAUCGUAUAAUUGAUCCUGAUGAUGUAUACAUGCAGGCAUUAUUAAUUAGGGAGAGAAUUUUAGGGCCAUGCCACAAAGAUGUUACUUUUGGCUUGAUGUACAGAGGUGCUGUAUAUGCAGAUACUCAUAGGUAUCAGCGGUGCGUAGAUCUAUGGAAGUAUACGUAUAUAUUGAGACAUCGUAAGAAUGACCCAUUGACACAUGAAUGUUUGUUUACUGUGCAGGCUUUGGUAAAGUUAUUCUGGGAGAUGCAAGUGGAGUUAGAGUCAGGAACUACAGAAGAAAAGGUGAAAGUAGCAGAUGCUCAAGAAGUAUUUGAAAUGUUAGUAGCACAGAUUAUUAGUGGACAAGAAUCUUUAAAGAAUUCCACAGGGAAUAACAAGGGGAAUGAGGAUUUCCAGCUAUUACUUCAACUUUCUCUUCAUGUCAUACAUCUUAUGGCCAGAUUAGACAAAACAUCACCACAAAAUUUCCAGUUCCGAAAAGCAGUUCAUCAUUUAAUUCUACAAGACCCAAGAGGACAGGAAGGUGGAAGUUUACUACAUUUGUCUGUUGAUCCUAAGAUUUCUCUUACUAGUGAGGAAUUUUAUUCCCCCUUUCCAACCCUAUCAGUUGUGGAAAUUUUGAUAUCAUGUGGCAUUGACAUUAAUGCUGUUGACAGUAAGAGAAACACUGCUCUUCAUAACAGUAUCAAGUUUUUAACAUAUUCAGAGCUCCAGAAUGAAGGGAUUUUAGAUUGCUUGUUACAGAAUGAUGCUCAUGUUGAUAUUCACAAUGCUGAAGGUCAAAGUGCUCUGAUCCUACUACAACAUGCAGGUCUCCCGGUGUGUCCUCUACAAUACCAAACAUUAAAAUGUCUAGCAGCAGAGUCUAUAAUGAAACAUAAAAUAUCUUAUGAAGGGGAAGUCCCUGUAUGUUUACUGCCUUUUAUACAAAUGCACGGAUAGAUGAAAAUUUCGGUUUUAUACGUUCUUUAUUAAUGAAUAACAAUAGCAUUUAGGUCCUUAUUAUAACCAACAUAUGUUAAAAGUUUUUUCAAGAUGCAAGAUCGACGCAACUAUAAUUAUAAGAUUUAAUUUAGGGAUGUUCAUAAGUUAAAAAAUUCCCAUUCAUGAGAUAUUUCGACUCAUGCUAGUAGCUUAUUGCAUAUUCCCUGUAGAAACUCCACCAAUUCUCCUUAAUUUUUGUCAAAUAUCAAAGUAAAUGGAAAAGUUAAAUUGUACUCAAGACUUUGGUAAAGUUGGUAGUUGCAUAUUAUAAACAACUUUUCUGUGAAUUUUGAAAAGUUUUUCAAUUAAAAGUUGCUAACAAUAUGUACACAGCCCCCUUUAGUUUUCUGUUUUCUAAUUUCAAUAUAUGCAUAAUCUUAAAAUUUUGUGUCAUAUGGCAUUACAAUGUAUAUCAGUGGUAGAAGAGAAGAACCUAGUUAUGUUAUGCUGUUAUCAGACAAAGUACAAUGUACUUUACCUAACAGUAGAACCUAGUUGCAUGUUGUUGUUAUCAGGUAUAUCAUUUCAUUUCAGAGUAGAACAUAGUUGUGGUACAUGUAUGCUGUUAUUUGGCAUACAUGUGUAGCCUUUGCUUUUGAGUAGAACUUAUUAUUUUUAUAUAUUUAUUACGUUUUAUAACAUAUUAUUGACAAUUGAUAUGUCAUUCCGUGAUUGUUGAUCACAAGCUAAUUAAGUUUUGACUUUGUUGCCGAAGUUUACCAUGUUUACAGGAUAGUGACACUGAUAAACAAUCAACACAGAGCAUAUGGAGCACGUAAAAAAUAAGUGAGUGAUAGAGCCAUGAUAUUUUUUUGAUAUAUUUUCAUGUGUUCCCAUUUGUUAAUUAAACUUUUCUUUAACAAUUUUUAAAUGAUUUGGUGUACUUAAUUUGUUCUUUAAGAAUCAGUUAUUACUAUUUUCCUUCCAGUGAACGUUUGUUUUAAUAAUUUCUAUCAUCAUGGUUUUCCCCCUCGCACUUGCGCUGUGCAGUGGCCGAAGUUCUAACGAGAAGUCUUGUAGUAAAGGUCACUGCAUACGAGAAAAUAUUGGCGAAUUAGAGUAUGGGAAGACAAUAAUUGGAUAGCAGUACAAUUAUGAAGAUUUUGAUAAUAUGAAGGAUGUUUUUUUACAAGAAAGUUUACGUACACUUGUUUUGUAGUAAAACUUAGCCAUUCAAGUAUAUAAAACAUAUUCAACUUUUUUUUUUAAUUUAAAGUUUCAUAUGGCUUUAAUAGAUGUGAUACAAAAUUGUUUUUUAAUAAUGCUGAACACAUUUUGUCAUAUAAUUUAUUUUAGUUCGUGACAAACAUUUCAGUAAUUCUGAAUUUAAAGAAUUUGUCCCUUGUUUCAUUUGUAAGACAGUUUCUAGUAAGUUAAUUGAAUAAUUAUUUCAACUUUUCUAAGUGCUUUGACAAAACCAGGCAGAUUGUUUUUGUCAUUACAAAUUCUAAGCAUAAAUCAUAUUUACAUUUAGUGCUAACUUGAAAGUUCUUCCAUCUUUUAUUAGAAAGGAGUAGGUCCGGUAAGGGCCGAUUUUGGCCUCAAAUUUCAGGUUCAUCUGAUGAAAGAUUUUGGACACUUUUUAAACACUUAAGUGUCUACUUCAGUCGAUUCAAUUAGUUUAUGUGAAAGAUUUGAACUGAUUUAGUCAUUAAAAACGCCAAAAUUCAAGCUUAAAUAUGGAAAAUCUAUCAAAUAUUCCAUAAUAGGUCACUUUUCAGUUGGUUUUUGUCAAAAAUGAAAGUGGCCGCAUCCGUGUUCAUUCUCAACCUUUAUGUAUGUUAUGUAUUAUCAUCAAAUACAACUUACAUUUAAAUAUUAAGAAUGAACACAAAUGCGGCCACUUCCAUUUGAGACGGAAACCGUCUAAAAUUGAACUCAAAUGCUAAAAUUUUGAAGAUUUCAGUAAUUUAGCAUGACUUAAAGAUGCUAGUACCCGAUAUAUGUGGAUUGUAUUGUCAAAAACAGCUCAUAUUUAUGUAACAGAAGUAUUCUUCUUUCCAAUAAAUAACUUAAAGUUUACAUUUUAACAAUUUUGUAAAACUGCUAUAUUUUGGGGCCAAAAAUGGGUCUUACUGGACCUACUCCUUUGAUGUAUUUAUAAAAGAAUAGAUAUUACUGUACCAGCAAUUUAAUGUUUAACUCAGUGCUUAUUCAUUCAUUUUCAUGUAAAACUGUGCUAUCAUGGCUAUUGAGCCAUACAUAUACAUGUAUUUUAUUACAUUUAAUUUAGUGUAACAGUAACUCUUGUGUGCUAUAUAUUGAGCCAUACAUGUAAAUGUAUUUUCAUACAUUGAAGUGUAAAAGUAACUUUUGUGUGCUAUAUAUUGAGCCAUACAUGUGCUAUAUAUUGAGCCAUACAUGUGCAUGUAUUUUCAUACAUUGAAGUGUAAAAGUAACUUUUGUGUGCUAUAUAUUGAGCCAUACAUGUGCAUGUAUUUUCAUACAUUGAAGUGUAAAAGUAACUUUUGUGUGCUAUAUAUUGAGCCAUACAUAUACAUGUGUUUACUUACUCUUAAUUUUAAUGUGACAGUAACUCUUGUGUGCUAUGUAUUGAGCCAUACAUGUACAAGUAUUUUCAUACAUUGAAGUGUAAAAGUAACUUUUGUGUGCUAUGUGUUGAGCCAUACAAGUACAUGUAUUUUCAUACAUUGAAUUUAGUGUAAAAGUAACUCUUGUGUGCUUUAAGUAUUUUUCAAAGUGUUAGCAAAGUUCUUUUUAAGAAUUGUCAAAAUAAUUUAAUCCAGGAAAUAAUCAAAAGCCUUUCUAAACAAAAAUCUGUGUGUUCGUUAUUCUGUCCGUUCGUCUGUUUGUCCCGCUUCAGGUUAAAGUUUUUGGUCAAUGUAGUUUUUGAUGAAGUUGAAGUCCAAUCAACUUGAAACUUAGUACACAUGUUCCCUAUGAUAUGAUCUUUUUAAUUUUAAUGCCAAAUUAGAGUUUUGACCCCAAUUUCACGGUCUAAUGAAUAGAAAAUGAUAGUGCGAGUGGGGCAUCCGUGUACUAUGAACACAUUCUUGUUCAUUUAAGUAUCUAUCAGAUAUCAUCUACAUAUGCUUUUAACUUAAAAUAUACUAAAUGAUGAAUAAUCACCUAAUGUCUAAUUUUGGGGCUUUUAAGCUUUACCAUUUCUCCCUGCCCCAAAUCAAAUAAUGAAACCAUCAAUAAUACCAGGUCCACCAAUUAUUGUUUAGCAUAACUUAUAAAGAAGUACACUUAAAAAAUGAACAAACUUUAAAUGUUGUGUACUAAGUACCAAUAUACAGUCAGGAUUCUGCAUCGUCAAAAUUCUCUCCCCAUUACGCCAUCAAGGUUUUCCAAUCGUAAAAAUGGAAGCCAUUGUAGGGAUGAUGUGCUGUCAAUUUAGCUCUUGAAAACCAUUAUAUUUAUCCAGAUAGCAUCAUUAUGAUCAUUAUAUGCCAGUUGUAUUUUAAAAGACAAAUGUAUCUACUAGCUAUCAAACAUUGUUUUAUGUUCUUUUAGGCCUUUAGUCAACUUAAAACUACUGUCUGAUCACUAUGUCAGGUGGAAUUUUUGAAAGUUAAAAAAACACCCAAAACAAUCUAAUUAAAUAUUUCGUGGAAGGGCAGACUAAAAAUUUUCAGAUGUUCAAGACGAAUUUUCCUAGAUAAUACACACCAAAAAAUGGUGUUUUUUUUAAGUUAUGCAUUUUUAAGAUCCACUCGUAAAGUCUGUCAUCAAGGGUUUUCAGUAAAAAUUUGUGAUUCAAACAUACCAACUCUGUUGUUAUGACUCACUAGAAAGGUAUUCACUUGACCCAUAUAUUUCAUUAAGUACUGUGAGUUUUUAAUGUUAUUAUAUCAACCUGUAGUUUGAAUAUAUAAAAAUAAUAGAAUCUGAAGCGAGAUGAUGUAUAAAAUAUUUUUACUUUAUACGUUUUCAAGAUAAAAUAGUCAACUCAAACACGCCUGAACAUAAAAAGGUGUACUCGACUUUCCCUUUUCGAUGUAAUUAUUGCCCAUUUUUAGGAUUUUUUCACAAAAAACUGUUGCCGGGGGCAUAGAUGCAAAUUAAUGCUUUACAAAGAUCAAUCUUCUAUCUUUCUGUGGCAUUUUUAUCGGGGGAAUUUAUGCUUAUGCACAAAAAAGAUCCAAAUGUAUUUACACCUAUCACAAUCGACUGUUUUGUGAAAAUUUGUCUUUGAUUUUAAAGUUAACAAAAAUCUAGUAGCUCUAUACUAUAAUUUAAGUUAAAACACUUAUAUAAGAUGCAUAAAAUCAUAAAUUAUGCACCUUCAUUAAACUUUUAAAGCCAUAAGAAACAGAUGUAAACAAUUCAAAUUUACCAAGUUUUACUUUCUCUAAUUAAGAGUUCCAUUUCUUUUGUUUAAUUUCAACUGGAUAUCAGCCUGUAUACACUGAGAUGAUAAAUCUGUAAAAGAACAAGGUCGGAUUACAUUUGACCUGAACAAAAGGCUUUGAUAUUUAAGUUAAAAUUCUAAAUGUUUUUAAUAAUAUGAAUAUUUGUAUUUAUCUGUGACAGCUGUCCUGACUGUUAUCAAACCUGAACCCUGAUACUAAUAACAGAUACUUAUUGAUGUAGAAAGGUGUCAAGUGAUUAAGAAUGAGAUAAACUUUGAAGUGCAUUUAUUUUUAAGUUCUAUGUUUAUUGUUUAUACUCCAUUACUUUUAAUUGUCAUUUAAAACCACAUAUUCAUUAGUUAAUUGUUGAGUAAAAUAAGGAUUAAUAAGUCAAUUUUACAUCAUUUCCCUGUGUAACAAUCGUGUAUCAGCUUAUGUUAACUUUGUACCUGUUUGGAACUAAGAUUACUUCAAAGAAAUAAAGGAGAGAAGAUACCAAGGUGGAAAUCAUAAACCAUUCGUCAAAAAAAAUACAGACAACACCAAAUAGACAACACCAAAUAGACGACACCAUAUAGACGACACCAAAUAGACAACACCAAAUAGGCAACACCAAACAGACCACACCAAAUAGACAACACCAAAUAGACAACACCAAAUAGACGCCAAACAGACGACACCAAAUAGACAACACCAAAUAGACACCAAACAGACGACACCAUAUAGACAACACCAAAAGAAAAAUGAUGAAAAGUCAAACAAGUCCACAAAACUCUACACAGAAAAUGAUUAACACCAAAAACCAGAGUUGAACUCAGGUGCUCCAAAAUGCUUAACAGUUCCUGCUCCACUUGUGAAUACUCAUUGCAAGUAAAAAUUCAGUGAUAAGUAGAAUUUGGUGAUAACACACUCUAGUAAUAAAAGGGGAAUGGGUUGUGGCUAUGACAAGUGAAGCAUACUGGUAUAUAUUGUACACCAUAACUGUCAACCAAAUCAUGAUGACUUCCUUAAUCUUUCAUAGGGAUGACUUCAACUUUACCAUUCAGAACCAUAAGUGUAAUAUAAGCGUUCUAGUAAGCAGUAACCCUCUAUCAAGGAUAUCAUGAUAGGAAAUUUAAGCCCUGGAAUGACAAUUCAUGUGGGAGAUACUCUUAUUUAAACACAUGCUUUAAUUUGUUUAUUUUUUAGGAAAUCUUUAUUUCAGAAAAUGACCUCUUCUUUGCAAGCUUAAUUUUAUAUUUAAAACAUAUUAAGUAUUUUGGGGAAAACAAAAGUGAAAAGACUCACAUGGUCAUGUGUUUUUUUAAGUGUAUACUUAUUUGUGAAUUGAUUGAACUUUAACAGGAAGAAAGCAUUAUUUGACAUAUUUCCCAUGCAUUUGAAAAUUUAAGUGAGAAUUUUUCUCGUCUAGUCUUGAAACUGGUUUUAGCUUGUUAAACGCCAAAGAAAAUUCAGUUUUUUGUGGAGGUUUAGACCUGUCCCUCUGUCUUUAAUCUGUUUGGCAUUUUGCCAUCACGAUUGAUGAAAUGAUCCAUUUUUGUUUUUUUUUAGGAAACUACCAGUACACUGAAAAUCUUGAACAUUUGAAUUUAGAAAUUACGCUUGACUGCGGCUUUGUACAGAUUUAACAGGCAAUUAAUCUGAUUUUAUUUUGUGAAAUGAUCCCUAAUGAGUUUGUCCUUUAUUGAUGAUGGAGUGUUUCAUCUGAUCAGUUUUCAAAGGGCCUAGUUUUAAACUAAAAAUACAAAAUUUCAUCAAAGUUCAUAGAUUCAAAAUUAAAGUCUGUGAGAAAAUUUCAAAUACAAUUCAUUUUUUGGCCAAUUUGCCAAAUUAUUGGCUUGAAAUUAUACCUUUUCUUUUAAGGAAAUGGGAUCAUAUGCUUGUUUUUAUUGUGUAUCUAUCUUAGGAAAGUAUCAAUUAUUAACAACACAAUUGUUUUUUUUGGGGGGGGAGGUGUUGGUGAUACAUUGCUUCUUUCAUUGAAAUACACAAGACCGUGUAAGACUGAGUGUUACAAUGUAUGCAUACACUACAAAUCAGCAAUAACAUCCCUGUUUUACAGUAUAUCAUUCAUCUAAUUCAAGUUAUUAGUCCCCUACCGACGAAGACUCUGUCCAUCUGUCUGUCCGUCUGUCCAUCCGUCUGUCCAUCCGUCAGUCUGGCAAAUCAGUUUUCCACAUUUUUUUCCUUCAUUCUUGAAGAUAUUGAUUUGAUAUUUGGUAUAUAGUUUUGCCAUGACAAGUUAUUGAUCAAGUUCGAAUUUUGUUCCAGUCUGAUGAUUUAGUCCAGAGUUAUGGAGCAUAACUCUGGACCAUAUCUAGUGUUAAAGUACUAUGUUAAACCCUAUUUCUGUACAAAGGGAGAUAACUCAUUUUUUAAAAGACAUUCUUUGGUAAAUUAUUUGAAGAAUUUUUUGGCAGGCUUGUUUGUUAUUUUGUGUAAACUAAUUUUCUGAAUGCUAUAUAUAUAUAAAAAAAAUUAUGAAGUGAAAUCCUUUAAUUAGAUAAUAAUCUAUUUUUAUUAAUGUAUACAUAACAUUACAUUGUGUAGAUAAAAAUUGUUGACAUUUUAUAGAUAAGUUACAAAUCUAUAUUAGUUUGAGACAAAUAAAAGACAAAAUAUUUGGAACUAUUAAUUAUAUUUGAUUAUAAUUUGAAAAUAGAUAUACACUGCAUUACAACAUAUCUAAUUUUAGAGAACUAUUAAUCAUAAGUGUUUUCCACACUUUUUUUCAUCAUGCUUGAAGAUAUUGAUUGAUAAUUGGUAUAUUGUUUUAUCAUGACAAGUUAUACAGAUCAAGUUCGAAAUUUUGUUUCAGUCUGAUAAUUUUGUGCAGAGUUAUGGUCCUUGGACUUGAAAAAUUCACUAAUUUAAUCAGUUUUCCACACUGUUUUUAGUCAUUCUUGAAGAUAUUGGCUUGAUAUUUUCUUUUUGUUUACACCAUGACAAGUUAUAGAACAAGUUAGCUUUUUGUUCCAGUAUAAUGAAUUUUUACCCGGUAGGGGACUAUGUAUUGCCAUGCAAUACUCUCAGAAUGCUUGUUCGUCUAUGUGUAUGCAGUGUUUUAAAACAAAGGGGUAAAUGAAGUAUUGUGCUGUAUUUUUUUAGCAUCUCUUUGUUUUGAUUGUUGUUUUGGCUUAUGAUUGUUGGAUGUUUAUUUAUUAUACCAUAUAUUUAUAAUCCAUUAACAUGAUUCAUAAUUAAAAUAAAAGUUGAUGAACCAUU
This is a messenger RNA of Mytilus californianus (California mussel), 9624 nucleotides long. RefSeq names its product protein fem-1 homolog C-like. Gene Ontology annotation, molecular function: protein binding. The coding region runs from base 68 to 2038 and encodes 656 amino acids. The transcript has 3 exons. NCBI's taxonomy places the organism in Eukaryota, Metazoa, Mollusca, Bivalvia, Mytilida, Mytilidae. The record is from RefSeq and is a predicted model, not a curated record.